Messenger RNA from Clonostachys byssicola, 1035 nucleotides. The record is from the annotation of a GenBank genome assembly. NCBI's taxonomy places the organism in Eukaryota, Fungi, Ascomycota, Sordariomycetes, Hypocreales, Bionectriaceae.
AUGUACGUCGUUCUCGGAGCUGGCGUAGUCGGAUUGACGACCGCGCUCGAGCUGAAGAGACAAUAUCCCUCUCGCAAUGUCUUGGUUCUUGCUCGAGAUCUCCCCGGAGACUCUGCUCCGACAUACGCAUCAGCCUGGGCUGGAGGAAACUGGAUCUCGAGUGCCACCGACAAUGGGCCUCAGGAAGAGUGGGAUCGCGUUACAUACCUCAAGUUCCAGGAACUAGCCAAGACUCACCCUGAAUGUGGUAUAGAAGCAAUGGACUUGCGAUCUGUCUACGAGGAUGAUAUUGAAAAUGUCGAUCUCUUGAGUCAAACGACCAACAAAAUUUGGUACAAUGACCUCGUCGGAGGGAUCAGGUACCUGCCAAAGGAAGAGCUUCCGCAAGGCACCAAGUUUGGGUUUGAAGUCUCGACAUUUGUUAUCAACGUGCAGAAAUACUUGCCAUGGCUCCAAGCUGAAGCGGCGAAACUCGGCAUUGAGUUACGACGAGCAAUCAUAGACGACUUGUCAGAGAUUCCAGGCCAACUUCCAACCACUUCGGCCAUUUUUAACUGCACAGGACUCGGCUCUCUGACGCUGAAGGGUGUCGAAGACCAAGAUGUUUACCCAGCAAAAGGCCAGGUCUAUCUUGUCGAAGCGCCACCGUCAGGUAUCUCCAAGAUGUACUUCCGUUCAAGUCAACGCCUAGGAAGCCACAGCACCCAUGUCUUCCCUCGAGGGAAAGACGGGGGUGUGAUUCUAGGUGGAUGUAGGCUUAACGGUGACUCUAAUGAAGAAUUUGAUUCGGCCAUUGGCCAGAGCAUCAAGGAAAGAUGUUGUGCCCUCGUCCCAGAGCUUGGAAGGCCAGAGGAUCUCCGCAUCAUCAAGCAAGGUGUGGGCUUCAGACCGAGUAGAAUAAAUGGUGCUAGAAUCGAGUUGGAGAGAAAGUACGGCGUCAAGGUGAUUCACAACUAUGGCGCAGGUGGCUCGGGCUAUCAAGCCUCUUGGGGGAUGGCCAAAGCUGCUGUAGAUCUGCUUCGGUCUUCAGGCAGG